Molecule: messenger RNA, 2613 nt
Organism: Serendipita indica DSM 11827
Lineage: Eukaryota; Fungi; Basidiomycota; Agaricomycetes; Sebacinales; Serendipitaceae
Source: the annotation of a GenBank genome assembly
AUGUCCGAUGUUUUUAUGCACCUGACAAACGUCCUCCGUCCCGUGCAGUCAUCGUCGCAGACCAUCAACGAAGGCACAGCACUCGCAGAUCCAGAGAGCGGCAGGCCGUCGAUUUCAAAGUCCGAAUCAAAGAUAGAUGAUCUCGGGUUUCUAGAACUUGCUUCUGGAACUAACCCUGUCGUCGAUAUCGUCGCUAUCCAUGGCCUCGAAGGGCAUAGAGAAAAGACAUGGUCAACAGAGGAUGGAACUCUUUGGCUACGUGACUUCUUGCCUACGGACAUAUCCAACGCUCGAGUCCUUUCAUAUGGAUACGACGCCGACACUCGCAGUACAGAAUGCGUAUCAACUCUGACUAUGCGUCGACAUGCCGAGGGACUAGCCCAAGCGCUCUCACGGAUACGGAAAGACAGUCCUCGACGUCCGAUCAUUUUCGUAGCACACGACCUAGGAGGUAUCAUUCUCAAAUGGGCUCUCGUCAUUUGUCAUAAUCAGAGUUUGGCAUCCAAGGGCGAGCUCCGGGACAUUCUCGUAUCCACGCAUGCCAUCUUAUUCUUCGGGACCCCUCACUCUGGCGUCGAGGGUACCACUCUCCUCGAUACAAUCAACCGCUUGACGUCGAUGCGCAUAAUGACUACAGACGUAAUCCUCAAGGAUCUUCAAUCUCACUCGUCCGAACUCGAAAACAUACAGAGCCUGUACGUCGCAGCGAGCGAGAAAAUAAGCAGCAUAUUCUUCUGCGAAGAGUACAAGACAUCUUCUGUUGACAGGAAACGGCGGAGACUGAACGUUGCCCAUCACUCCGCAGUCAUCGCCGGCGAUCGAAAUGGUACAAAAAUCGUGCUUCAUGCGGACCACGAGAGUUUGGUUCGAUUCUCUAAUGCAACGAGCGACAACUAUCGAAGCGUUCUUCACUAUCUCAAAGACUACGUCGACAGUGCGUCCGCAGCAGUGCAAGAGAAGUGGAUUACAGAGGACAACCUUCGAAGUGUAGCAAAGGGAGAGGUCAUCUCUCAGGAGAUGAUAGUGGCGAAGCCCUGUCCACCGGUGUCAAGAAGUUACGUCGAGCGAAAGGAGAUUCAGUCCCUCAUCACAGAAAGGCUGCUUCCGGGAAGCGUACAAGAUCAACCGCGGUGUAUACUACAUGGACUCGGGGGUUCAGGCAAGACUCAACUCGCGACCAGCUGGGUUCGGAAGCAUGGAGCCAGGUUCACUCGAGUCAUUUUCGUCGACGCUUCGAGUCAAACUCAGAUAGAAGCAGACUUGGAACGGUCGAUCCGCUCAUUGGGCCCAGAGUACAACGAGAUGACCUGGAUGGAUGCAGUCGCCUACCUCGGCGGCAAGGAAAGGGGCUGGCUGCUGUUUAUCGACAAUGCCGACUCGCCAGAUCUCAACCUCCGCCCAUAUCUCCCUGUUUCCAUCCAUGGAGCAGUUCUAAUCACCACAAGGAACAGCGAGUGCAUAAGCUACGCUCCGGAUGGUGCUGUUCCUGUUGGUGGACUGGAGGAGAAUGAGGCAAUCAAUCUCCUUCAUAAGCUCGCUAAUGUCACACCCACGUCCGAUACCAAGUCUGUGGAGAUUGUUCAGGAGCUAGGGAUGCUGGCGCUGGCGAUUACUCAAGCGGGGUCAUAUAUUCGCAAGACACGCCGGCUCGACACGUACCUUGAUACGUUGCGAAGUCAUCGGAAGCGACUCCUACGGAAGCAGCCAGAUAUCGGGAAUGAAUAUACAUCCUCGACGUACGCUGCAUUCGACCUGUCUUUCCAAACCCUACCGACAAAGACGCAAGAGCUGCUAAAGUUGUGUGCGUUUCUUCACCAUUCGGACAUUCCGGUCUCCUUAUUCCAGCACUCGACAGAGUCUGGUUUCGCAACAUACACGGUCCUGGAUGACUUUCCUCCGCCAGAUAGCGACAAAGCAGUCAUCCAGAAGCUCAAGGAGAUUCUGGGCUCAACGUGGGAUGAGGUCGAAUUCCAAGAGAUCGUGGAAUCGGCUACGCGCGCAUCAUUUAUCCAUGUUUCGACUGAUGGACUAUUCUACGCCGUCCACCCACUACUUCAGAUGUACAUCAAGGAUUGUUCUAGUCAGGAGGAUAAUCGAGAGUACGCGCGUGCGACUACUCAACUGAUACUUGGUGCGAUCCGGCCAGUUGAGGGUAGCAAUGCGCGGUUUUGGCAACUACUUCCACACGCCACCAAGAUCCCACAAUCGGUGCAAUCAGAGAAUAUGGCACACGCAUUGGCGUUCUAUAAGCUUUAUCAUCCAUUGGGUGAUUGGAAGACUUGUCGAGAACUGUUAGAGACUGCGUUUUACCAAGUUCAGCAGGAUCAUGGUCUAAAGCAUAAAAGUUCGAUGUGGGUGAUGUGUAAACUUGGUAAUGCGUUGCAUAGUUGCGGUCAAUUGGAAAAGGCAGAAAAGAUGGAGCGAGAAGUACUCGCUCUGCGGCUGGAGAUUCUUGGACCACGUCAUCCAGACACCAUUCAAGCAAUGGGAAACCUUGCAGCCACCUUGCACUCCCGUGGUCAGCUGGACGAGGCAGAAAAGAUGGACCGAGAGGUACUCGCUCUGCAGCUGGAGAUCCUUGGACCACGUCAUCCAGACCCAUUUUGUCAAUGA